Rubroshorea leprosula is the source of this 815-nucleotide messenger RNA. The record is from the annotation of a GenBank genome assembly. Lineage: Eukaryota; Viridiplantae; Streptophyta; Magnoliopsida; Malvales; Dipterocarpaceae.
AGAUUCUAUUCUACUUUUUCUUUUAGCCGCUCUGUGCACAUCCCUUGUUCUUUAGAGAUCAUGCGUGGAUUAAAGGGCAGAAGAAAGGGCAAGGGAAAGAGCAAGGAGGACAACGUUGAGGACUACGAUCAACCAUCCCCCACAAAUUCUCCUACUCAACCCAUAUGUAAUAGGAAUGAUACUGGGAGGGUGAACACAGGCUACACAAAUCAAUUUAGGUUCCAUUUCGGUGGGCACUUCAUAUUUACCCCUUUUAGAAGAUAUGUUAAUGGGAGAGAAGAAAAGAAAGCGUAUGAAGAUGAUUUUGUUCCAUUUUUUGAAAUUCGAGAUGACUUGGUUAAGUAUUGUCAAUUUAGCACUUUAAAAGGAGAUAGGUUUUAUUAUUUAAAGCCUCUCAAUAUUCUUAGUGAUCUUGAUGCAUUGGAGGAGGUUAAGGAUAAUGGAGAUGUUAGGAGAAUGGUUGACUCUUACAAGAAAUGUAGAAUUUCAAUUAUAGACAUAUAUUGUCUUUCAUCUGAGUAUGAAAUUGUGCCAAGCACACAAGUUGGAAAUGAUGGUAAUGGUAACAAUUCUUCACCUGAAAUUCUUCAACCUUCACUCUCUACAAGAAAUACUAGUGAAGAGCAACUGUUACCUCUUGGACAUGAGAAUGCAUAAGGUAUGAGUCUGAGUUUUUCCAAAAUGUUGUGAAUGGUCGUGAUAUUGUCAUGGGCGGCUCACACACACACACACACAUAUAUAUAUAUAUGCAAUGCAACUUUUGCACCCUUGGCAUCUCCUGCUUUUCCUUUGCACAAGAAAGCACUGCAAACUCA